Messenger RNA from Cydia amplana, 882 nucleotides. Its product is annotated as C-type mannose receptor 2-like. Lineage: Eukaryota; Metazoa; Arthropoda; Insecta; Lepidoptera; Tortricidae. The record is from RefSeq and is a predicted model, not a curated record. The transcript has 5 exons. The coding region runs from base 1 to 882 and encodes 293 amino acids.
AUGAUAUUUCAGUGCCGCGCCGCGAUCCUCAACCAUACCUACGUAAGUACCCACCUUUUCAACGGCAUUCACUUCAUAGGCUCCUGUGCUAACAGGCCCACCGGCUACGACUAUAGUCGAGACGCGGACGCGUGGUUGAACCUUCACACCAAACCCACCUCCCUGUCGAACGCCAAGAUGCGUUGCCAACAAGAAGGUGGAAUCCUAGCAUCCCCCACGACCAGGACAUUGGCGCAGGUGAUGCUGGUCAUGCUGGCCGAGCGGCAGUUAAUGGGAACUCUGUUUACUAGAAUAAAGUCCCUCAGUUCUGGAGAACAGGUCCUUGGCGGAGUUCCGCUCAACUCUGUCCCGCUGUGCUGGGCUGACGGCGCCGCUGAUACCGAGGAUUGCUCGGCGCUGGCUGGAGCGGGCGCUCUGGUGGACGUGAACUGUGCAAGGGAACUCCCAUACUUCUGUCGACAGGACAACGAUACCAUUACUCGGAACUUAUGUGGCAGUAUCGAAUACAAAUUGGAACUUCGCUUCGCCAGCUGCUAUAAGUUCCACCGAACGUUUAGAACCUGGUUCCAAGCCUACGUAAUGUGCCACGAGGAAGGUGGAGAAUUGGCUGUUAUCGAUAGCCCUGAAGAGGCUCAAAUGUUGCGGACAAUGUUUAAAGAAAACCUGUCUCCUGAUCAGGCGAUCAUCGGAUUUAGGACAAAAGCCGGGGAAUGGGUAACCAUUGAUGAAGAGCCACUCAACGCGACCGGAUACGAGGUAUGGUCUCCAGGCGAGCCGAACAACAAGGACGGCGAAUCAUGCGGUUUCAUUCUGCGCUCGGGCAUGCUCAACGACGAUCCUUGCGACAAGCUGGCGCCAUCUAUCUGCGAGAUCACACUUUAA